Molecule: messenger RNA, 1984 nt
Organism: Phodopus roborovskii (desert hamster)
Lineage: Eukaryota; Metazoa; Chordata; Mammalia; Rodentia; Cricetidae
Product: syncytin-A
Exons: 1
Coding region: 85-1938 (617 amino acids)
Biological process (GO): syncytium formation by cell-cell fusion
Source: RefSeq, a predicted model, not a curated record
CUAAGUGGCAGACGGACUGGACGUAAGAAUUCUCAGGACCACGUCCCUGUGCCCUCCACCACCGCCAGCCACCCGCGAAGAGCCAUGAUGCGCCCUUGGGUUCUCUGUCUCCUCCUCUUUUCUCACUCCUCUGCCCAUUCUGAGAGCUGGAUGCCCCUCAUAAACCUCACUCACCGCUUACUCAAGGACACUAACUCCUCCUUCUCUUCCAACUGCUGGGUCUGUUUGUCCAUCCAAACCCAGCGCUCUCUAGCCGUCCCAGCCCCACUAACGGCUUGGACAGACUCACCCAUGAAACUUCAUAUCGCAUACUCCACCCGGACCCUCUCCGGCCCUUAUCCUAUUUCUGACCUCGAGAGACGCCUCCAGAAUUUCCAACCACUAACUGCAUAUUACUCAUUUGUCAAUCCUGACCGACGGGCCAUUGCCCUUCUUCAGCUUACUAGCUUAACAGGCAUACUUCCGAUACUUUCUCGAAUCACCUCUGCGAGAUAUACUAAUGACCACAUCUAUGAAUCCACCCAGCGGCCCAUAUGGGGGCCACUCUCUUCCCAGACCCUCCUCUCCUCCCAGGCUCCUCUCUGUAUAUCCCGUUUCUUCAAGAAUUCAAAAUAUGCCACCUUCGUGGGUAACCUCUCUGCUUCUCUUUGCAACUACACCUUUCGUCUUUCCCCCUCUGCCAAACACCGAUCCAUAGAUCUGUCCACCAGCUAUGCAUUUGCCGAACUAAUGACCAUGCCAGGCUCUAAGUGGAGAAAUCCCUUACGAUUUUCAGGACCCCCUUCCCUAAUCUCAGGGCAGCCUUACUACUCUUGCCUGGUAGAUGACAUCCAUUGUCACACCUACCCAACCACGCCCUGGAGGCAGUGUCCUUCCUUCCCAUCUAGCACCUGCUAUAAUCUUACUCUAUUUGAACCAGACAACAUAACUCACCCCAUCACCCUGUCUGUGGACACCACAUACUUCAAGAUUAAACUCCAGGGACAUAAAGAUCCCUAUCCACUCUUUCAGUACCAGCCCCUCAUGGGGGCAGCCCUCUCUGGACAAUAUUCAGUCUGGGAAUAUGAACCCACUGUCCAGGAAAAUGGGUUUAUCACACCAAACAUCUUCUCACAUCUUCUCUCCUUAACAUAUUCCUUUUGUCUCAACUCCUCUGGAGUCUUCUUCCUCUGCGGGAGCUCGACUUACGUCUGUCUCCCGGCCAAUUGGUCGGGUGUCUGUACCCUUGUCUUCCAAUACCCAGACAUUGAACUCCUUCCCAGUAACCAAACCGUAACUGUCCCCCUUUUCGCUACAAUUCCCUCCUCGGUCCCCACUUCUCGCCAGAAGAGAGCCCUUCACCUCCUCCCUCUUCUUGUGGGCCUGGGCGUUACUUCAGCUCUCGGGUUAAGCAUCGCUGGCAUCACCACCUCAACCAUCUAUUUCCAACAGCUUUCGAAGGCUCUCUCGGACAGCCUAGACGAAAUAGCCACCUCCGUUAUCACCCUCCAAGACCAAAUAGACUCGUUAGCGGGUGUCGUUCUCCAAAAUCGUAGAGCUCUGGACCUCAUCACCGCGGAGAAAGGGGGUACCUGCCUCUUCCUCCAGGAAGAGUGCUGCUUCUAUGUAAACCAGUCUGGAGUAGUCCGGGAUGCAGCAAGGAAACUUCGAGAAAGAGCAUCCGAACUCCGCCCGAGCUCCAGCUCUUGGAUCCAGGGGCUGGGGCUGGGAUACUGGCUGCCCUCCUGGUUGACUUCCUUCAUAGGACCCAUUCUCUUUAUCCUCUUUCUGCUCAUUUUCGGACCUUGUCUUCUUAAUUGCUUGACUCAUUUUGUAUCCCAGCGAAUGAGUUCUUUCAUUCAGAACACUACCAAAGGGCACGUGGACAAGAUCCUUCUGCUCCGAGAUUCCCAGUACAAGAGACUUCCCCAGCAGCCUCCUGAGGAGGAUGCCAUCUAGCAGAAAGAGGCUACCUGGCCCCUCUAUCUACCAAUCUGUAGAAAUA